UCUGCAUCUGGUUGUUGAGAGAGCACCACCCUUCCUCCUUCCCCUGUGUCUCCUCCUCCUCCUCCUCCUCGUUCCGUGUUGUACGCGUAAAAGCGAUCAGGACUUCAGUCCAUCAUCACUCGUGGCUGAAAAUGAAGUAACAUAUGCAUGACGAAAGACACACAGGUAUUAUAAACACUCUGCAGGUCGAGGGCAUGAAAAGGAUUUCCGCACGUUGAUUCACACUUUGGAUGAACUGAUUGAUGCCACGAAGAGAUCGUUUCAAGAUGGCCAAAGAUGAGGAGCUCUCGAGCUCCUUUGCUUUUUUGAACGAUUACUACGCGGGAUCGUCUUCCUUUGAUGACGAUACGAAUCAAUAUUUGGAAGGUGAUUUGGAUUCCACGUCGGUCUCAGAGUGUUCCAACUCAAUCUCAAGCCCCAGAGUGUCGUUUCAAGAAUGUAAAUCCAAAAACGAAGACAAGCCGAAUCGAUUUGGGAGGAAUUCUGCGUUUCGACAAAGUUGUUUUGUGGGCGCUGCUCCAUUGGAACAAGCCAUCAAAAAGGUGGCUACAAACGCCAAGUUUCACGAGAGGUUGAAAUCUUUCGAAACUUUUCAAACAUUAAGUGACUUGCAUGACAGUUCGAGUGAUGCAUGUGGUUCGAAUCAUACUUAUGAGGAGAUCGGAACAUUCAGAAGUCAACUCACUUCGAGGGAUAAUGAAGUCAACUAUCAAGUGGUCGAAUUCGCUUUGCCAAAAUCAACUUAUGAUCCUUGGGAACAACUCAAGAUGGUCUUUCCAAAGUGUGUCAUCAAAGACGAGCACAGAGUCAAAGUCGAAGUUCUACCGCCUGAAACAACCAGAGUCGAUGCCUUGUAUUCCAAGGUCAAGAAGAUCCCCAAGAAGCCCGUUAGAAACCAGAAAGUUGUCCAAGCUGAACUACAUCCUACUCCGUGGUCAAGGGAUCCGCUCGGGAUGAAUCAGGAUCCAGAUAAUUUCAUCACAGUAAUCCCAAUCGAUUAUCAGAACCAGAAUCUACACUCAAGUGGAUCGGGCGGUGGAAGUGGAAGUGGAACUGGAGGUGGGAACACCGCUCAACAAACACAGCAACAUCGAAAUCCUCCACGAAGGGCCAAUGUGCAAAAAACAGGACAAUCUGGGCAUCGAAAGAAGACUAAAAUGAGAUCUGACAUGGAUCCUGAUUACAGAGAAUAUUUCCAACAAAGAGCCCCUCGAGGUGAGUUUCUCACUCGGGGAGCGGCGUUGGCCUCUCAGCAAGCCGAAUAUUCGGCGAUGAAUCCGAACUCCGGACGUGGUUCUAUGGCCAGUCAUUUGGACUCGACUGGCGUUGUGGUCACGGGGAGUUCCCCAAAUCCGAUCGCUUACUCAGUAGGUCAAAGGGCGUUGCUUACAGGAAGCAAUGAUGGACCGCCUCCACCCCAACACGAACAAUUGGAAAGGGAACCAAGACGAUACAUUGCCAAUCAUGAGUUGGUUCGCACAAGAUCCGGAACCAAGGAUGUGAAUAGGCGAAACCCAACCAUCCUUCGGAAAAAGCUGGAUAUUUGCAUCUACUUGAUGUCUUCGGUGGGGAUCAAAAUGGAGGUCGAAGAUGGAGCUUCGGCCACUGUGACCGAGCUCAUUCAAGCUCUAGUGGAUGAGGACGGCUUAGAUUUUCCCAGACUCACCGGAGACGUCCUGACUCUUUGGAUGACGUCUCCGUUAUUAGACGUCCAAUUGAAACCUCAUCAUAAGCCAUUUUACAUCCGACGAGAAUGGAACCAUUUCUUACAACGCUUCUCUUCGGCCCCGUUAACCAAGAAAACCCUAGAUGAGCCCAUUUUAUCUCUCCAAAGAAACGUAUUCUACCCCAAACGCGAAGAGGUCAAACUUCGGGAUAAUAAAGUCUUGGAAUUGUUGUACGAGGAAGCCAAGUACAAUAUUCUCACAGGUCGAUAUCCUUGUGAGAUAUCUGAUUACAUUAUGCUCGGUGGGAUUCAAGCUCGUUUGGAGCUGGGUCCAUAUGAAUCCGAGACCCACACGUCAUCGUUUUUCCGAAGUAUUAUGUACAGGUUCCUCCCAGAGCACGCCUCUAUCUGUAACAGUUGGUCUGCUUUGGUUCCUUGGAGGUCGGCUGCUCGAAAUUCCCCAGAAAAUCGACUGAUUGAGCAAUUCAAAGCAAUUCCAAACAAUGCCUCCGCCAAACGAUUGGUCAAGAAGUACCUUGAGUUCUGUUGGUCCCUUCCUUAUUAUGGAAGUGCCUUCUUCCAUGGCCAAAUUGAGACCCCAGCCCGAUCUCUCACGUCACUUCUCAUCAAUCAUGACACGGAGGUGCUCGUGGCCAUCAAUCCACAGGGAUUCUAUGUCAUCGACCCGGUUAAUGUGGUGGUUCUGUUGGGAUUGAAAUUGGAAGAACUCUCCUGGGACUAUGCCAAACCUUCACAAGAGAACAAUGAAGACUGUCUCCCCUGUCUAUUCAUCCAGUUUUGCGUGAUUGAGAAUGGCCGUCGUGUGUCAAAGAUUCUUCAGAUCUUUUCUCGGCAAGCCGUUCAAAUGGACGCGCUAAUCGCCACUUUUGUGGAUGAGCUCAAACAAAGAGUGGCUUUGUUCAACGAUGAUCCAGAUGGGAACAUUUACAAUGACGCUUCCUCCACUGAAGCCGAUGAUUGUUUGGUUCCUUUGAACACAGUUUCCAGGAGGGCCAUUCCUGAAUCUUGCUUGAGCAAUAAACUAAAUCGAUUGACUUUGGCCACUUUUGAUGAUGAGGGUCAUUGUAUUGGACACAUGGGGUCCUGGUCGUUUUCCAACUGAAAAGAGCAUGUUGGACGACGCACAUGAUCUCAUUGAGUGGCUCCUUGCUUACGUACAUUCCUAAAUUAAAGAACGAAAUAUGAAAGCUCCAAUGUCCCAAUCAUUCUAAAAUUGCCGUGUCGAGCGGCGAAAGACCGCGAGUGAGAGCAUAGCAUCGGCUAGGGACUUCACGAGAUGUGGACUGCGAGCGGAAGGGAAAAUUUCGUAUCUCCUGAACCAUUCACUUCAUUUAAAAUUCUCACUUUAGAGGAUUACAGGGUCUUGUCGAUUCGAUGAACUUUGACAAAUUUGGGCCGAUUAUAAUGUUUAGGAUACUCAGGAGAUGUCGUCAAAGUUACCUAGUAAUCACUACUGUACAUAAAAUUUGAAUUUUCAGCCUGCUCUUGAUCAAAUACAUAAGCUUUCGGCAAUAGAACUU
This is a messenger RNA of Tigriopus californicus, 3207 nucleotides long. RefSeq names its product putative FERM domain-containing protein FRMD8P1 (gene Bili). Gene Ontology annotation, cellular component: plasma membrane; cytoskeleton. Gene Ontology annotation, biological process: negative regulation of canonical Wnt signaling pathway. The record is from RefSeq and is a predicted model, not a curated record. The transcript has 8 exons. Bases 243 to 2789 code for a protein of 848 amino acids. NCBI's taxonomy places the organism in Eukaryota, Metazoa, Arthropoda, Copepoda, Harpacticoida, Harpacticidae.